Suillus subaureus is the source of this 665-nucleotide messenger RNA. RefSeq lists its product as uncharacterized. The record is from RefSeq and is a predicted model, not a curated record. The transcript has 3 exons. Lineage: Eukaryota; Fungi; Basidiomycota; Agaricomycetes; Boletales; Suillaceae. Bases 81 to 479 code for a protein of 132 amino acids.
AAUUCUGGCUUCAACACACCUCGGUUGAGGCGGACACCUGGCAAGAGUUUAUCAAGAUAAUUACUCGACUUCAUCUUCCCAUGUUCCGGAAAUUGACUCUGGUGGGGGCGCCGGAGAAACUACGAGUCGAUUGUCUUUUGGUGAUGCUAGCAGUUGCAUCCUUCCAGGUGCCGGUGGUAGACUUUCAGACGGGCACAACGCUGAGCACAGUUCAUAUGAACAAUAUUAUGUCAUUGCUCUCAGUUGUGAGAGAGGUUACUUAUCAUGGACACUUGCUUCAAAUCGAAUUCGCGACAACUAGGGAAACUGAAGCUACAUUUCUCGACGUACACACCGAUGAAUUCUGUCAUGCCUUCGCAACAGAUGCGAAUAUGUGGACCUCAGAUUACAUGUCGACUCCGAGUACAGAAGUACUAUACCUCACUCCAGAUUUCGGCCUUCCGUCUCUCGUCUUGUUCAUUUUCGCCAGGAUGAAGUGAUUACCUAGUAUCUUGCGAUGUCAUGAUAACGGUGAGUUGCAUGUCCAAUACUUUUUGGGGAAGUCGGAUGGGUCGCAACAUUAGUGAAUAACCAACUGCAUGCCCGAUCAGGUGCUGUUGAAGGGUGCGGGACGGUGUAUGGGGCGCUGCGCAGUUGACAUACAUGGUUGGUUGGUUGGCUGACUU